AUGUCCUUGACCAGUCUUGGAACCGGUGGAAAGAAGAACUUCAAGGCGGUCCUAGAAAGACCAGCGAAGGUUAAGGAAAGAGCCGUGGAGCUUUUGGAAAGAUUGAGCCUUAAGCAGGUGUGUGCAGGGGUAAAAAGGGAAAAGAACCUCACUUUGGAAGUUUUCUUCGCGGCCAAGACGCAUAAGGCGGAAAUUCCGUUUCGCACCAUUGUGUCUGAGCGUGGCACCUGGUUGCGUGUUGUGUCUGGGUACCUCAAAAAGCACUUGGACACGUUAAAUGCCGAGGACCCUUUCGUGAUACCUAGCUCAAAUGCCGUUGUUUCCUAUCUCUCGGAUAGUAACCCUGUGGGUUGUACAGCGUUCAGCAUAGACGUUGAAGAUCUGUAUUACUCUAUGCCCCACGAUGACCUCAUGCGUUGCGUAAAAGAAUGCAUUACUGACCUCAACGAUGAAGUUGCGUUUAGGUCCCAAUGCGGGAUUCCGGUCGAAGGGUUUCUAGAAGUGUUGUCAUUUUAUUUGAGGGCUACCUUUAUCGGGUGGCAUGACAAGGUGUAUGUGCAAAAGUCUGGGGUGUGCAUAGGGUCCAGGGUAGCACCCGUGCUGAGUAACAUCUUCCUUGCAAAGGUUGACAGGGCACUUGACGGUCUGUUGAAGGCCCCCGCUAAAAAGAUUUUUAGGUAUGUCGACGAUUAUUUAGUUUUCGUCGACAAAGGUAACUUUAGUCGGACCCUUGAUUUCGCGCUAAAAACGUUCAAGGAGCAGGGUUUGGGCCUGAGGUUCACUUUUGAGACCCCAAAAGACCAGACAAUCCAGUUUUUGGAUCUGAGCGUAGAUGUGAGCCAGAGCCACGUUUGUUGGUGGCAUCAUCCCAGGACCACCAAGAAUCUCCUUGAUUUUAGAUCGGGGCAUUCCAAGCUCGUGCACGUGACACACCCCGCUCACUUCGAGAACUUCACAACAUGA
Molecule: messenger RNA, 963 nt
Organism: Ixodes scapularis (black-legged tick)
Lineage: Eukaryota; Metazoa; Arthropoda; Arachnida; Ixodida; Ixodidae
Exons: 3
Coding region: 1-963 (320 amino acids)
Source: RefSeq, a predicted model, not a curated record